Thermothielavioides terrestris NRRL 8126 is the source of this 609-nucleotide messenger RNA. RefSeq lists its product as uncharacterized. The record is from RefSeq and is a predicted model, not a curated record. NCBI's taxonomy places the organism in Eukaryota, Fungi, Ascomycota, Sordariomycetes, Sordariales, Chaetomiaceae. The transcript has 3 exons. The coding region runs from base 1 to 609 and encodes 202 amino acids.
AUGGCACCGGCAGCAAACACAGCCCGACCCCGAAGGGUUGCAGUGGACUCCGACUCUGAUGCUGAAUACCAGGCCUACAACGGCCGACUGAAAGAAGCCGGCGCAGCCCGCGCCCGCCUGCGAAAGGCCCAACAAGCCCGCGACAAGAGCCGCGCAGCCCUCGCCGCAGCCUACGAGGCCGCCCUCAAACAAGUCGAGUCCCGCAUCCAAAAAGCCGUCGCCAAGCACAGAGACCUCCGAUGCGCGCGCCAAACCGCCCUCCUCAAGAAGCUGCAGCUCGCCCUCGCCCGGCGCGACGCCAGCGCGGAGGCGAUCGCGCGCGCGCUGGCCGAGCACCGCCGGCGCAUGCUGAACCUCGGCGUGCAGCUGCAGGCGCUGUACAAGGGCCGCAAGGAGGACGUGGCGCGGCUGAUGGGCGUGGGGAUGGGGUGCGCCGACGAGCGGGGAGAGGAGCGGGAGGGCGAGAAGGGGGCGGUUCGCGCUGUGCUUGGGAGGGGUUCGGGCGCUGCUGCUGCGGCGGCGGCUGCGGCUGCGGCUGCUGCGGCUGUGAGGGUGGGUGAUGUUGGAAGUGGUGGUGGUGAUGGAAAGGGGAAGGGGAAGGGGGAGUAG